AUGAUCCUGGUGCUGGUGCUGUGUAUGCAGCAGGGAGUGCAGCGUUUACAAACUGGCCUGGACGAACGACACACGUUUGGGGAUCCGGAUCCCAAUGUUCGGCUGUGGGACCACGAGUUGAGACGGAGGGGUCGGAGGAGUGAGAAGAGGAGAAAGAAGAAGAAGAGAGAGGCAAAGAAGAAGAGAGAUGCAAAGAAGAAGAGCGAGGCAAAGAAGAAGAGAGAUGCAAAGAAGAAGAGGGGGACAAAGAAGAAGAGGGGGACAAAGAAGGAGAGGGGGGCAAAGAGGAGGCAAAGGAUGAGGAGCCAAAGCAGCCGUCUGAUGUAG
This is a messenger RNA of Knipowitschia caucasica, 327 nucleotides long. Lineage: Eukaryota; Metazoa; Chordata; Actinopteri; Gobiiformes; Gobiidae. The record is from the annotation of a GenBank genome assembly.